UUUUAGGUAUUUCUUUGUGUGUGUGUAGGAUUGUGUGUGUGUCUAUGUGUGUAUGAGUGUGUGUGUGUGUCCCCUCAUUGUCUAUACCACCUGUUCUGGAAAAAUUGCCAGACUUGUAGCCAGUGUGUGUAGCAGACAGUCCAGCACAAAAUAAACAAAUGAUUGGGGGGCAGAGUCAUGAGGUUAUUAUAGUAUAAUAUGUAUUAUUAUAAUGUUAUAAUGUUACAUUUAUUAUAAAUUAUUGUUAUUAUAAUUAACCCCAUGUUGUCUGGGAAAUAACGACGGAAAGAGAAGUUAACGUCUUAGGUGCCAGGUGAAAGUCAAAUUGCGCAGCGCCCUGACCAAGUGCAAGAGGACUGUUUAACCCUUUGCGCACUGCUCUUGCUUCUCCUGGCGGCCAGAGGGUUAAGGAGCUGCCUGUGCAGAGAGUUGGAUUAAAGAGACACACACACGAGCUAUUGGCAACUAAUUGAGCAGUAGCGACAGAAAUCGCAACUUCCUCUUACACUGGGCCUCUGUAACAAUUAACACAAUCCCUCAGUGUUUAGAGCAACAACAGCCGCUGACUCGGGAAGUAGAAGCCAAACGGGGAUAUUUUGGGGGAAAAAGAGCAGAAAGUGGAGUCGCAAGUCUGGGGAAUGCGCCGCUGCUGCUGCCGCUGCCUGAGAACAAACUGAGAGUCUGAGACCUUUGUUAGAGGGAACGGGCGGUGGAUUGGGAGUCUGGAAGCUCCGCUUGUCCAUUUCAGACAAAACCCUGAGACAAAGUCCUGACAUUAACACGGAUCGGCUCCCGGUUCUGCUCUGCGCUCGGCUCCUCUCUGGGCUCCUCGACUGCCGCCGCCGCUGCUGCUGCCACAGGGUCUGGCUGAGAACAGACUGGAGAGAAGAGAGAAGAGAAGAGAGAGAAGAGAGAAAAGAGAAGAGAGAGAAGAGAAUGGCAGGUCGGACUGUGCUCGGCUGAGGCUCAGAAGGUCACUUCCACAACGACCCCCAAGAUAUCCAGUGGCAGGUGACUGUGGGGUGCCAAUGUUAUUCUGUAAGGGUGGGGACACCCUCCGAGUCAGUGACAGCUGCUUUUGGGGAUCUCGGAGAUGCAGAAAGCCUCCUAUUAUGACAACCCCAGUCUAUUCGGAGGUUACCCCUACCAGGCAGGGAGUCUGGGAUAUGAAGGGCCCCAGCAAUCCUUCCCCACUUCUUCCCACAUGGACAAUGACUUCCAGCGGUCCUCCUGCUCCCUGCAGUCUCUGGGUCACACUGGGUCACUGGUCAAACCUAAGAACCUAAAUGGGAGCUGCAUGCGCCCCAACUUGUCAUCUGAGCAGUCCCAGCCUCUGUCUCCAUCAGCCAUUCCCAGCAGCUAUAGUAGCAACAACAGCAGCAACAAAAACAACAGCAGCAACAACAGCAGCAGCAGCAGCAACUCCCAGGCCUUCAGGAAACCCCCUCCUGCCAAAACCCAGGUCAGCUCCAGCCCAGCCAACAAGCAGAUCUUCCCUUGGAUGAAGGAGUCCAGACAGAACUCAAAACAGAAAUCCAGCCCCCCAGCCCCAGCGGCAGAAAGCUGUGCAGGCGACAGGAGCCCCCCGGGUUCGUCUGCGUCUAAGAGAGCUCGCACGGCCUACACCAGCGCACAACUGGUGGAACUGGAGAAGGAGUUUCACUUUAAUCGUUACCUGUGUCGCCCCAGGAGGGUGGAGAUGGCCAACCUGCUGAACCUGAGCGAGAGGCAAAUCAAGAUCUGGUUCCAGAACCGAAGGAUGAAGUAUAAGAAAGACCAAAAGGUAAAAGGCGUGUCUUGUUCAUCAGGAGGACCUUCACCAACUAGCACUCCCCCCCUGAGCUUGCAAUCGUCUGCAGGGUUCCUGGGAUCCAUUCACUCUAUGACUGCGAAUUAUGAGGAGCCCUCCCCACCCUACUUUAAUAAACCCCACCAGAAUGCCUACUAUCAGAACCCUGGCAAAGGUUGCCCCUCUGAGCAGAAGUAUGGGAACCCUGCUGUAGAGUAUGACCACCAUGGUUUACAAGGGAAUGGGGGCGCCUAUGUGUCACCCAAUAUGCAAGCAAGUCCGGUGUACGUAGGGGGCAACUAUGUGGAUUCUGUGCCGGCACAAGACCCUCCUCUUUAUGGUCUCAACCACCAGCCCCCCAAUAUGGAAUACAAUGGGGCACCUCCCAUGUCAACCAACCAGCACGGUGCACCUUGUGACCCCCACCCCACCUACUCAGAGCUCCACCACCAGGGCAGGAUCCAGGAGGCCCCCAAAUUGACCCAUUUGUGAUUU
This is a messenger RNA of Xenopus laevis (African clawed frog), 2284 nucleotides long. RefSeq names its product homeobox protein Hox-B3a (gene hoxb3.L). Lineage: Eukaryota; Metazoa; Chordata; Amphibia; Anura; Pipidae. The record is from RefSeq and is a predicted model, not a curated record. The coding region runs from base 1094 to 2281 and encodes 395 amino acids. The transcript is spliced from 3 exons.